Messenger RNA from Trichoderma virens Gv29-8, 1646 nucleotides. RefSeq lists its product as uncharacterized. Lineage: Eukaryota; Fungi; Ascomycota; Sordariomycetes; Hypocreales; Hypocreaceae. The transcript has 3 exons. The record is from RefSeq and is a predicted model, not a curated record. Gene Ontology annotation, molecular function: iron ion binding; heme binding; oxidoreductase activity, acting on paired donors, with incorporation or reduction of molecular oxygen. Bases 1 to 1470 code for a protein of 489 amino acids.
AUGAGCAAUCUGCCACCGAAAAGAGGAAAAUUGCUCUAUCGGGUUUUAUUUUAUAAUUUAUACUUUCAUCCCUUGAGAAAAUAUCCCGGUCCUUUCCUCUGGAUUGCUUUCCCAUGGCUGAAAAAUAUAUCUCUAAUCCGCGGGAAAGCGGACCACGCUCUUGUCGCAUUCCACGAACGAUUUGGGCCUGUUGUUAGAACUGCCCCUAACAUUUUGAGUUUCACUUCUCUGACUGCAUGGAGGGAUAUAUAUGGGACUGGUCAUGCUGAACUACCAAAGCAUAUUUUCAAGGGCAGCGGGAUGGAGGAGCGCCCUAACAUAAUUACUGCAAAUGCUCGGGACCAUCAUCGCUUCCGCCGAGCUCUACUACCGGCUUUUUCAAAUGACGCUCUGGCACGCCAAGAACCUUUGGUCAACGGUUAUGUUGAGCAGCUCAUAAAUCAACUACGUGGAAUCGCCGAAUCUGACAACUCUAUUGCUGAUAUCUCUAAAUGGUACACAAUGACGACAUUUGAUAUCUUUGGAGAGCUUGCGUACGGCGAAUCAUUUAAUGGGCUAGCGACAGGGAAAGUUCACCCAUGGAUCAGAGCUCUAAGUGACAUGAAGUCUCUGGUUCCCUUGCUUGUAUUCCCGAGCAUCUCGUGGAUUUUGGUCCUACUCUUGACUACAGCUGAGCAGCGAGGCUCUCUGGCAGAACACCAGCAACGUUCUAUGGAGCUCACAUAUAAGCGCAUCAAGAAUAAAGAGAUUCAAGAGCGUGGAGAUAUCAUGACUUUUGUCCUACGCGAACACGGGGAGGAUCAGGGCCUAACCGAUUAUGAAAUGGCAUGUAACGCCGAUAUCAUCAUCAGUGCAGGCUCUGAGACUACUGGAACAGCUAUGACCGGAAUCACCUACUAUAUGCUUCGAAAUCCAGAAAAGUUAGCCAAGUGCGUUGAUGAGAUACGCAGUGCUUUCGAAACAGAAGAAUCAAUCAAUUUCAAGGAGACUACAGCCAAGUUACCUUACUUAACAGCUUGUAUCGAAGAAGGAUUGCGCUUAUUUCCCCCUGUCCCGACUGGUCUGUUGCGUGAAACUCUACCAGGAAGACCUACGCUUAUUGAUGGCCACUUGAUCCCAGAAAGGACUGUCGUAGCAGUGCACCAUCUGGCCACCUAUCAUUCUGAGUCAAACUUUCACGAUGCAAAAAGUUUCCUACCGGAGCGUUGGUUGCCAGAAAUACACUCAGAGCCGACUUCUCCCUUCUACAAGGACAAUCGAAGCUGCCUGAAACCAUUCAGCUACGGCCCACGCAAUUGUAUCGGUCGUAACUUAGCUUAUCAUGAGAUCAGGCUCAUCUUGUCCAGGGUGCUAUGGAAUUUUGACCUCUCUCUAAAGCCCGGUUUCGAAGACUGGGCCAUUGGUCAACGCUCUUACCAAUUGUGGGAGAAGCCAAGUCUUAUGGUGGAUGUGAAGAUGCGUACGGUAUAAUCGGUUAACAUUUCAAGAAUACUAGUAAUUUUUUGUUUUAUUUACAUAUGUAUCUUGUUGCCUUGAUACGAUUUUACAUGCCAGUAGACGUCAACACUUGACCCAGUAUCUUGAGGAACGGGCGAUUAUAUAAAAUAGGCAUAAUACAACAUUGCACAAUUCAGUACGCUUUAUGC